ACAGUAAACUGGCCCCCUAUUUAAAAAGUUUGAGGACCCAGAGAGGUUCAGGAGGCUUCCAUUUUAAGAGCAUGAGUUUGAAUUAUGGUUAGCUUUAGAAUUAUUUGUGUAAAGAAUUUAUAUACCACUUAUUUAUGAGAAAAAUGAUCAUCUCUUAGCAGUUCUUCAAGAGACUCUUUCUGGAAAAAUCAAAAUCAGUUCUAUUUUCUGAAAUAGAUGUACUUAAUUCUUACAAUAAGGUAAUUGGCCACAUAUGUUUGACAUCUCGUUCCAUGAUAUUGUUUAAUUUUUCUUUAUUCUUGCAUACUUAAUUCCUCUGCUAAAGAUGGCUUCAAUUUCUUCAAGCUAGGAAGAAAUUUGCAAGUUCUUUCUUUAUUGCUUUUAAACCUUAGGGACUUAUCACGGACACAUUAUGACUUUGUAAAGCUCAAGGCAGUUUAAUAACUUCGCAUUAAGAAUAUAAAAUUCAAAACCAUCAGGAUAUCUAUGAAACAAUUGGGACACUAAUGGCUUUCUUAAGUAUGGCACCUCUCUUCCUGACAUAGAGGAGUCUCAUGGACUCUACCCCCUGGUAGUUGUAAUUGAAGUGACAUGUCAGUCUCAUAGUUUGAUCUUUGUACUCAUCAAAUACAUUAAUCCACUCUUCUCAAUGAUCAGAGGGUUACCUUUAUGUCUUUGUUUGAUCUGUUCUCAAGAAGGGCACUGUGGUGGAAAGAACAUUAACUUUUGUGACUCUGAGUCAUGAGAAAUACAUGAGAUUUAAAAUUCACAUAGAUAGGUUGUUAUUAGUGUUCUUAAAAGGCUAUUCUCUUCUUUCUCUUUUCCCUAUCUUGACCCCCACCAUUCCCAAGCUAGAGGAGCUUUCCCUAGGAAAGGAAUUAGAAUUAAGGUCAAUCUUACCUUAGCUCCUGAUCAUCCUACAUUCUCCCUUUUUUUAAAUCCUACAUUAAGAAACCAUCAAUUCAGCUAGUCCUUCCUGGUAUGGGUAUUCUAUAUUCCAGGGCAAUGAUUAAUGUGUUCUCAUGAUACUAAAAUUAGUUAAGGGUUAGACUCAUAAAUUUAGAAUUUUUAUUUUUAUUUUAUUUUUAAAAGAUAGAGUCUGUCUCACCCAGGCUGGAAGUAUAAAGAUUACUUACCUGAUUGAUACCACAAUGAUUAACAUGGGCAUUUUUACUUGUUCUGUGUUUCAACCUACAUUGAUUUGACAACUUGGUAGUCAUCUUACUCCCAGAGACUUGACCAACUGGUACUAACUUUGGUGUGUACACCUAAUUGAUUUGGUUCACUGCCGUCAGAUUUUAUGAGAGGAAAAGAUUCUAAAACUAGAUGGAAUUACAAAUGUGUGCUACCAUAUUAUUAUUGUUGUUUGUUCUUCAUUUUCAGAGGGACCAGUGAUAUCAUAAGUUUCGAGGGAGUCCUUAUUUCAGUCAUGCUCAGUGACCACUUCAAACAGCUGUUCUACCUAUGAGUUUUAACUAAAGUUGCUUCUGGGGCAGGAAUUGCUUCUCAGCAUGGAGCUUCACAUGUGAGAACUUGAGGAAGAGACAUAUGCUCUGUUGUUAGCUCUUCCCUAACUUUCAGAAGAAACUGCCUUCAAAACACUGAACUAGCUCUGGCAAUGCAUGUGCUAACCUCAUUAUUAAUGUGGAUAUCCCUAGAAAGUAUAAUGGCAAGGGCACUUCAAGAUGGAAGUCUACUAGAAUAUGAAUUCAUUAUACCAGUUUUCAGAAGACAUGUCUAUCAAUUACUUAAGUGAAGUUACUGAAAUCCUUUGAAAAAUUCUGAAGAUAGAGAUUUUCAAUAUGAAAAAAGAUCUCACUGUUUCUAAGGCCCUUACAUUCUACUGAAAAUAUAUGGCAUAUACAAAGAGUUCUGAGAGGAGACGAGAGCAGAGAUUAAACUACUCCUUCAGAAGUUCAUUGGUUUUGUUGGUUGGAUGUUUUUAAGGAUUCCUCAACUGUGGAUUGGAGUUGAGAAGUAAAAAGAUAACUCACUCACACUGUCCAACAGGAUACUUGGAGCUACUAAUAAGUAAGAAAAUAUCCAGAGAAGAUACCGAAAGAUGAGAGGAGGCAUAAAUAACCUGUGACCUGAAAAAGAUCUGUAUUUGAUUCAUGAAAAAUUGGAGUGAAGUAAGAUAAAUGGACAAUAAGGUUCCUAUUUGAUUGGUGUUUAAAAUGGAAACUUGUGGUGGAAGAAAAAGAUAGCAGUUGAAGGUUAAAAUCUUUUCUGGAUUUCUCUUGUGAAGACUCAACAUUUCAAAACGAUAUGCUGAUUUGGAAGGCCCCAGAAGUGAAUUGCAAAAUUUACUUUUUCUAUUCAAUUCAUGGAUUUUUUAAUCAUUCCUUGGAUUUGGUGAAGUUCAAAGGAGGCAUGUGAUGGGAAAACUGAUAUGUCUGUGUUGUUGUAGCCCCUGAAUCUUGGAUUUGUUUGCUGUUUUAUUGAAGAGAUUCCAUUUUGAAAGACAGGGACUGAAUGUAAUGGAUUUAUCUUCAGAGAUGAACAGACAUGGGAAGAAUCCAGUAAGUCACAAACUAGAAGACCAGAAAAAGAUUUACACUGACUGGGCUAACCACUACCUAGCUAAAUCUGGCCACAAGCGGUUGAUUAAAGAUUUACAACAGGACAUUACAGAUGGAGUACUGCUAGCAGAAAUCAUUCAGAGCAUUGCAAAUGAAAAGGUUGAAGAUAUCAAUGGAUGCCCCAGGAGUCAAUCUCAAAUGAUUGAAAAUGUCGAUGUCUGCCUUAGCUUUCUAGCAGCCAGAGGAGUAAAUGUACAAGGUCUAUCUGCUGAAGAAAUAAGAAAUGGAAAUUUGAAAGCCAUUUUAGGGUUGUUUUUUAGUUUAUCUCGGUAUAAACAGCAGCAGCACCAUCAACAACAGUACUAUCAAUCUGUAGUAGAACUCCAGCAACACGUUAGUCAUCCAUCACCACCAGCUGAAGUUGGCCAGUCCAAAACUCAACAAGAUAUGCAGUCCAGUCUGGCAGCCAGAUAUGCAGCUCAGUCUAAUCACAGUGGAAUUGCAACCAGUCAGAAAAAGGCUUCUAGGCUUCCAGGGCCCUCAAGGGUGCCAGCUGCAAGCAGCAGUAGCAAGGUCCAAGGAGCCUCUAAUUUAAAUCGGAGAAGUCAGAGCUUUAACAGCAUUGACAAAAAUAAGCCUCCACAUUAUGCAAAUGGAAAUGACAAAGAUUCCUCCAAAGGACCUCAACCAUCUUCAGGUGUAAAUGGCAACAUGCAGCAUCCUACCAGCACGGGGCAGCAGCCAGUUUCUGCCAUCCCUUCUCCAAGUACCAGCAAGCCUUGGCGCAGCAAAUCCAUGAAUGUCAAGCACAGUGCCACCUCUACCAUGUUGUCUGUGAAGCAGUCCAGUCCUGCCACCUCUCCAACACCAUCCUCAGAGAGAUUGAAACCACCUCUAGCAGAAGGGGUCAAACCCCCUUCUUCUGGACAGAAAUCCAUGCUGGAGAAAUUCAAGUUGGUAAAUGCUCGGACUGCUUUGCGACCACCACAGGCUCCCAAUCCAGUGUCCAAUGAUGGUGGACGAGAUGAUGAUACUUUUUUUGAAUGUGGUGAGCUGGAUGGCUUUAACAAUGGACUGAGUGGUGGGUCAACCAGCAGCAGUCCCAAAGUGUCACCAAAAUUGACUCCUCCAAAAGCUGGAAGCAAAAAUCUGAGCAAUAAAAAAUCUUUGCUACCAAAGGAUAAGGAGGAAAAGAGCAGGGACAAAAAUAAAGUUUGCAAUGAAAAGCCAGUCAAGGAAGAGAAGGAACAGGUCACAGAGACCACAGCGAAAAAGACUUCCAAAAUUGCAAGCUUAAUCCCAAAGGGAAGCAAGACUGCUGCAGCCAAGAAGGAAAGCUUAAUACCAUCUUCUAGUGGGAUUCCAAAACCAGGAUCUAAGAUGCCUACUGCAAAACAGAACAUUUCGCCAGGCAGUGUGGGAAAUAAGGAAUCUGAAAAAUUCAGGACUACAAAAGGCAGCCAGUCCCAAUCAGUAUCCAAAUCUCAGAUGACUGAAAAGUCUAGCAGCACCUCUAAUUGUCUGGCUCCUUUAGAAGGAAAGGAAUCUAGCCAAGUUACUGCCUCUGGUUCCUGUGCCAUGUCAGAUAGUGGGCAGAAUACAGGCAAUGGUACUGUCCAGCUUCCCCAGCAGCAAUACAGUCACCCAAACACUGCCACAGUUGCUCCUUUCAUUUAUAGAACACACUCAGAAAAUGAAGGUACCACUAUAAUCCCUAUGGAAUCCUGCACCAGUCCUACUAAAACAGAUUUAUCAUAUAGUAAGACCGCCAAACAGUGCCUAGAGGAGAUAUCUGGGGAAGACCCAGAAACAAGAAGAAUGAGAACAGUGAAAAACAUAGCAGAUCUGAGACAGAAUCUAGAAGAGACAAUGUCUAGUCUUCGGGGGACUCAGAUAAGCCACAGCACCCUGGAGACAACAUUUGACAGCACUGUGACAACUGAAGUCAAUGGGAGAAGCAUACCAAGCCUGACAAGCCGUUCCACACCAGUGACCUGGAGACUAGGUCAAGCUAGUCCUCGACUCCAAGCAGGGGAUGCCCCAUCAUUGGGAGGUGGCUAUCCUAGGAGUAGCACCAGUCGCUUUAUCCAUACUGACCCUUCCAGGUUCAUGUAUACCACACCCCUGCGUCGUGCUGCUGUUUCUCGCCUUGGAAACAUAUCCCAGAUUGAUAUGAAUGAGAAAGGAAGUAAUGAUCUGGACAUAACUUCUGAUAUAGAUGUUGGUGGUUACAUGAGUGAUGGUGACAUUCUUGGGAAGAGCCUCAGAAGUGACGACAUCAAUAGUGGAUACAUGACAGAUGGAGGACUAAACCUAUAUACUCGAAGUCUGAAUCGGUUACCAGACUUGGCAACAUCUCGUGAUGUCAUUCAGAAAGGGUUACAUGAUGCGACAGUUGAUGCAGAUAGUUGGGAUGAUAGCAGCUCAGUAAGUAGUGGACUCAGUGAUACUCUCGAUAAUCUCAGCACAGACGACCUAAAUACUGGAUCUUCUGUCAGUUCUUACUCCAACAUGACAGCCUCAUCAAGGAAGAACACUCAGUUGAAGAUGGAUUCAGAGAAACGUUCAGUAGCAGCUGAUACCUGGGACAACAUGGAGGAGCAUAAGAAACCAGAGGAAGAAUUUGAUGGUCACAUAGACAGCAGCAACAAGUGGAAAGCUGCUCCCCCAGGACUGUCUGAAGACACAGAGAAGGGAGGACAGAGGGCAGCUGUCUCAGUUUCACAGACAGGGUCUUGGCGACGUGGUAUGUCUGCUCAAGGAGGGAUACCAUCCAGGCAUAAAGCUGGAACAAGUGGCCUCAAGACUCCUGGAAAAACAGAUGAUGCUAAAGCUUCUGAUAAAGGAAAAACGACCCUUAAGGGGACAUCUAUACAACGUUCUCCUUCAGAUGCAGGAAAAAGCAGUGGAGAUGAAGGGAAAAAGCCCCCAUCAGGCAUUGGAAGGUCAACUGCCACUGGAUCAUUUGGAUUUAAAAAGCCUGGUGUUGCAUCAUCUACUAUGAUAACUACAAGUGGAGCAACUAUCACCAGUGGUUCUGCAACACUGGGUAAAAUCCCCAAAUCAGCAGCCAUUGGUGGGAAAUCCAAUGCAGGGAGAAAAACCAGCUUGGAUGGUUCACAAAAUCAGGAUGAUGGUGUGCUGCACAUGAGUUCAAAGACAACACUUCAAUACCGAAGCUUACCACGCCCUUCAAAAUCUAGCACAAGUGGCAUUCCUGGCCGGGGUGGACACAGAUCCAGUACCAGCAGUAUUGACUCCAAUGUGAGUAGCAAAUCUGGAGGGGCCACUGCUACCAAACUGAGAGAGCCAAGCAAGAUUGGGUCUGGCCGUUCCAGUCCCGUGACCAUCAAUCAGACAGACAAGGAGAAGGAGAAGGUGGCAAUGUCAGAUUCUGAGAGUGUUUCUUUAUCCAGUUCCCCUAAAUCCAGCCCAACCUCUGCCAAUGCAUGUGGAACACAAGUUCUCAGGCAGCCAGGUUCCAAGUAUCCUGAUAUUGCAUCACCCACAUUUAGAAGGUUGUUUGGUGCCAAGGCGGGUGGCAAAUCUGCCUCUGCACCUAAUUCUGAGGUUGGGAAAUCUUCCUCAGUAAUGCCCAGCCCUAGUACCACAUUAGCGCGACAAGGCAGUCUGGAGUCUCCAUCGUCCGGUACAGGCAGCCUGGGCAGUGCUGGUGGGCAGAGUGAAGGCAGCAGCCCUCUCUUCAAUAAACCCUCAGACUUAACGACAGAUGUAAUAAGCUUAAGCCACUCCUUGGCUUCCAGCCCAGCAUCGGUUCACUCUUUCACCUCAGGUGGUCUUGUGUGGGCUGCUAAUCUGAGCAGUUCUUCUGCUGGCAGUAAGGACACUCCAAGCUACCAGUCAAUGACUAGUCUCCAUACAAGCUCUGAGUCUAUUGACCUUCCUCUCAGUCAUCACGGCUCUCUGUCUGGAUUGACUACAGGCACUCAAGAGGUUCAGAGCCUGCUCAUGAGGACUGGUAGUGUGAGAUCUACUCUUUCAGAAAGCAUGCAACUUGACAGAAAUACGCUGCCCAAAAAGGGAUUAAGAUACACGCCAUCAUCCCGGCAGGCCAGUCAAGAAGAAGGUAAAGAAUGGCUAAGAUCUCAUUCAACUGGAGGCCUACAGGACACUGGUAACCAAUCACCUCUUGUUUCCCCUUCUGCUAUGUCAUCAUCGGCAACAGGAAAAUACCACUUUUCCAAUUUAGUAAGUCCCACCAACCUAUCCCAGUUUAAUCUUCCUGGCCCCAGCAUGAUGCGUUCCAACAGUAUCCCUGCUCAAGAUUCUUCCUUUGAUCUGUAUGAUGACUCCCAGCUGUGUGGUAGUGCCACAUCUUUAGAAGAAAGACCCAGAGCCAUUAGUCAUUCAGGCUCAUUCAGAGACAGCAUGGAAGAAGUCCAUGGGUCUUCAUUAUCACUGGUUUCAAGCACAUCUUCUCUCUAUUCUACAGCUGAAGAAAAAGCACAUUCUGAGCAAAUUCAUAAACUACGGAGGGAGCUGGUUGCAUCACAGGAAAAGGUCGCAACUCUUACAUCUCAACUUUCAGCGAAUGCUCAUUUAGUUGCAGCUUUCGAAAAAAGCUUAGGGAAUAUGACUGGCCGUCUACAGAGCUUAACCAUGACAGCAGAACAAAAGGAGUCUGAACUUAUUGAAUUAAGGGAAACUAUAGAAAUGUUGAAAGCUCAGAAUUCUGCUGCACAGGCCGCCAUUCAAGGAGCACUUAAUGGCCCUGAUAAUCCCCCCAAAGAUCUCCGCAUUAGAAGGCAGCAUUCCUCAGAAAGUGUGUCCAGUAUCAACAGUGCUACAAGCCAUUCCAGUAUUGGCAGUGGUAAUGAUGCUGAUUCUAAGAAAAAGAAAAAGAAAAACUGGCUGAGGAGCUCAUUCAAACAAGCCUUUGGGAAGAAAAAAUCUACCAAGCCCCCUUCCUCGCAUUCUGACAUAGAAGAACUGACUGAUUCAUCUCUUCCAUCAUCACCGAAGCUGCCCCAUAGCUCUGGUGACUGUGGGAUAUGUGAAUGCACGGAAGCAGAGGCUGAGAUAAUUCUGCAGCUAAAAAGUGAACUCAGAGAGAAGGAGCUAAAAUUAACAGAUAUUCGUCUAGAAGCUCUCAGUUCUGCUCAUCAUCUUGACCAAAUUCGGGAAGCUAUGAAUCGAAUGCAGAAUGAAAUUGAAAUCCUGAAAGCUGAAAAUGAUCGUUUGAAGGCAGAGACUGGGAAUACAGGGAAGCCUGCUCGUCCUUCAUCUGAAUCUUCUAGCAGCACCUCCUCCUCAUCUUCUCGCCAAUCUUUAGGGCUUUCAUUAAACAACUUGAACAUCACUGACUCUAUUACCUCAGAUAUUUUACUGGAAGAUGCUACUGAUGGAACUCUCCAUAAAGAUGGCCGCAGUGUGAAAAUUAUAGUAUCUAUUAGCAAGGGUUAUGGCCGAUCAAAGGAACAGAAACCUCAGGCAUACUUGAUAGGAUCCAUUGGUGUUAGUGGAAAAACCAAAUGGGAUGUAUUAGAUGGUGUAAUUAGACGGCUCUUCAAGGAGUAUGUGUUCCGAAUUGAUACAUCCACUAGUCUUGGUUUGAGCUCUGACUGUAUUGCUAGCUACUGUAUAGGGGAUUUAAUUAGAUCCCAUAGUCUAGAAGUGCCUGAAUUGCUGCCUUGUGGAUAUCUUGUUGGAGAUAAUAACAUCAUCACUGUGAAUCUUAAAGGGGUUGAAGAAAACAGUUUAGAUAGCUUUGUUUUUGAUACGCUGAUACCCAAACCAAUCACCCAAAGGUAUUUUAAUUUGCUGAUGGAGCAUCACAGAAUUAUCCUAUCAGGACCAAGUGGUACUGGAAAAACAUAUUUAGCCAACAAACUUGCUGAAUAUAUAAUAACAAAAUCUGGUAGGAAAAAAACAGAAAAUGCUAUUGCUGUGUUUAAUGUGGACCACAAAUCAAGUAAGGAAUUGCAACAGUACCUAGCCAACUUGGCUGAACAAUGCAGUGCUGAUAAUAAUGGUACAGACCUACCCAUUGUAAUUAUUCUUGAUAAUCUCCAUCAUAUUGGUUCUUUGAGUGACAUCUUCAAUGGUUUCCUCAACUGCAAAUAUAACAAAUGUCCCUAUAUCAUUGGAACAAUGAACCAAGGAGUUUCAUCAUCACCAAAUCUAGAAUUGCAUCACAAUUUCAGAUGGGUACUCUGUGCUAACCACACAGAACCAGUGAAAGGCUUUCUGGGCAGAUAUCUGCGAAGGAAAUUAAUCGAGACAGAAAUAGAGAAAAAUAUGCGCAACAGUGACCUCAUAAAAAUUAUAGACUGGAUUCCUAAAACGUGGCAUCAUCUGAAUAGCUUUUUGGAAACACACAGUUCUUCUGAUGUGACUAUUGGUCCUCGCCUUUUCCUUUCUUGUCCUAUGGAUGUAGAGGGAGCCAGAGUGUGGUUCACUGAUCUCUGGAACUAUUCCCUAGUGCCAUAUCUUCUAGAAGCAGUAAGAGAAGGCCUUCAGAUGUAUGGUAAGCGAGCACAAUGGGAAGAUCCCUCCAAGUGGGUACUUGAUACAUACCCAUGGAGCUCUGCCUCAUUGCCACAAGAAGGUCCGGCCUUACUUCAACUGAGACCAGAAGAUGUUGGUUAUGAAGGCUGUACAUUAGCAAAGGAAGGGACAACUUCUAAGCAUAGUCCACAGACUGAAACAGAGGGGGAUCCUUUGAUGAAUAUGCUGAUGAAGCUACAAGAAGCAGCCAAUUACUCCAGUGCACAAAGCUGUGACAGCGACAGCACCAGCCAUCAUGAUGAUAUUUUAGAUUCAUCUCUUGAAUCAACUCUCUAGAGAGUAUAAAGUUAUAGGAUUAAACUUAGAAAACAAAAUGCAUUUCCACUCAGCCACUGCCAGUGUUGGAGCAGCCAGUCAAAGGUCCCUGAAAAAGAGCUAGAUGCUAUGAAAGGGCAGCACAUUUCAGUCAGAAAAGUCAAGAUGCUCAAUUGAAAUGGAAAGCUUGAAUUCGUUUUUCUUUCAAGGCAUUUCUGUCUCUAUGGAGUUAUACAAGUAAGACUCCAUUAAUUAACUGGAAAAGGUCCUUUGCGGAGGGCCACCAAGCAGAUUGCACAUGGGUUAGCCAAAACUGGAUUUUUUUUUCUCUUUAAAAGUUUACAAUAAGAUUUUUUUUUCUUUUGGAUUGUUUUAUUUUGUUUUCCAUUUCCCUCUUGGCACCUCCCUCAUUUGGGGAGAAAUAGUUCUUUUUUUGUUUUAACUCUGAGGUGCUGCAUCCACCAUGCAGGGCCUAUGUUUUCCAGAUCCAAUGCUAUCCUUACCUCUUUUGUGCCACAUAGCACUGGUCACACGACUCCAGUAGUGUUUGUGUUGUGCUACUGCCCAUUCCAAAAUGGAUGCCAGAGGCUCUGUUCUCAUAAGCACAAAUGGCAUUGUGCAACCACCAGAAAACACUACUGUGAUAUAUUGGAUAAGUGCCAAGUUAAUUCCAAACUGCCAUUUCCACAGUGAUAUACUCCACCAACUUUUUAGUGUGCAAGUCACCGUUUUUAUAAAAUUGUUUUUACCACAGUGGUCUUUUAAAUCACCUACCCACUUCCCAAGCCCAACAAGAGUUUUCUACAAAUUAUUAGGGAACACUGACAAAAGGCUUGUUUAGGGACUCAUGUAUGUGAGCCUUUUCAGUGGACAAAGGAACAUUUCCUAUGGUGCUGUCUCACUGCCUUAAACCCAGUUUCUGGAACAGUUUUACAGUUGGUUUAACUCCUAACCAUUGGUAACUCAUAUUGUCUUUUCAUUUUACCAACAAGACACAUUGGUUCACACACAACAGCCUCAUAUCUGUAGCCAUGAUUUUUUUUUAAAGAAAUGGAUAGGAUCAUAUUUUUACCUUGUGAAGAAAUUGCUUUGUCUUUCCUUGGAUGUAGUCAAGGAACCCCGGAUCCAUUUUGACUAUCACUUACAAGUUGAGGGAGGAAGCUAAAAUCUAUCCAGUGCCAUUGGAUGGAGCUUUUCUGGAGGCUUGAUAUUUUGAAAUUCCUCUCCAGCAGAGCUGGAAGCAUUUGAUGGAGCAUGAGCACAAACUUUUGGGGUUUUUCUUUCUCUUUUUUCUUCUCUUUUCUGUCCCUACCUUUCCCCUGUUUUUUUUUUUUUUUUUUUUUUUUUUAAUUUGACGCAUGGUGUUUUUGAUUGCUAUUGUUGUACAUGAGAAAAAGCAGCUUUGAAUCACAUGGAAGCAGUGACAUACACUGUGGAAGAAGAAAAGUUUAUAUUGUAAAGGAGGGUUAGUUUUGCACAGUCUACUGGGUGGGUAUUGUAAAUAAAAAAGGCCUUGCACAAAUCAAACAAACACACUCACACAAAUUGUAUUUUAUCCUGUUGGUGUUGAGAUGUUUCACUUGCUGAGAUUUCCUGUAUGUUGCAAACAAAUACAGAAUGCAAACCCUAAAAAGCUGUUUUUAUCUGGUGUGUUUGUCCUGUAUUUACAGUUGGUAUGACUAUGCAGGAGUUAUCAGUGAUGGAGUGAGCAUGUUUCCAAUCUGUACAUGAAGCCAAUACAUUUUCAGAUAUUAAUGGUUUUGAAGUGCAUCUAGCAUGGCAGACUGUAAACAGAUUGCAUGAUAAAACUUGAUGGGAUUCAUUAGUGAAAGUUCUGGCCAUAAGAAAUAACUAGGUUCAAACACAAUCCAAUGGUGCAGAUAUGUGCUGUACCAUUAAAAAAAAAAAAAGUGUUACCUUCAGGAUGUACAAUUGGUGCUACUCUCUGUGACCACCCA
Molecule: messenger RNA, 11263 nt
Organism: Sarcophilus harrisii (Tasmanian devil)
Lineage: Eukaryota; Metazoa; Chordata; Mammalia; Dasyuromorphia; Dasyuridae
Gene: NAV3
Product: neuron navigator 3
Exons: 45
Coding region: 2481-9326 (2281 amino acids)
Biological process (GO): neurogenesis; nervous system development
Molecular function (GO): protein binding; ATP hydrolysis activity; ATP binding
Source: RefSeq, a predicted model, not a curated record